Molecule: messenger RNA, 7965 nt
Organism: Ascoidea rubescens DSM 1968
Lineage: Eukaryota; Fungi; Ascomycota; Saccharomycetes; Ascoideales; Ascoideaceae
Gene: SPC98
Exons: 3
Coding region: 1-7965 (2654 amino acids)
Biological process (GO): microtubule nucleation; mitotic cell cycle; cytoplasmic microtubule organization
Cellular component (GO): equatorial microtubule organizing center; Set1C/COMPASS complex; spindle pole
Molecular function (GO): histone H3K4 methyltransferase activity; nucleic acid binding; gamma-tubulin binding
Source: RefSeq, a predicted model, not a curated record
AUGUUUCGUCAGUCUGCUAGAUCUGUUGUGAACUCUGCCAUAAGGUUCCCAUCUGUCAGAUUUAUUUCAGAUGUUUCUACUACUCCCAAGGAAACUUUUCUUUCAAAAGAGCUCGUCACAGGUGCUCCAAAAGAGCUCAGUACCCCAGAGAGAAGUGUUAGAAUCUUUCAAGAGUGUAAACCUGCUACUCAAUCAGGUCACAAUAACGGGAAAUUCUGGAAACUAGAUUGGGAUGUUUUAGGGAAAAGCAAUAGAUGGGAAAAUGAUUUGAUGGGAUAUCAAUCAACUGGAGACUACAUGCAAACAACAAGCUUAAAAUUCGAUACCAAAGAUGCUGCUAUCAGAUUUGCCGAAGGUCAAGGCUGGACAUAUUAUAUCCAAGAACCAAAAAAAAGACAUUUCAGAAAAAAAGUCUACGAUAAUAAUUUCUUGCAUUGUCCAGACAAAUUGAAACACAUUAGAACUAAAUACAGCGAGCUAAAUCAAAUCUAUAAUGAGCUAUUACAAUACAUUGACUAUUUGAAUAACAAUAACCACAGUUCUAUUCUUAAUCCAAAUCUUAAUCCAAAUAUUAAGUCUGUAGAUGAUUUGUUAAUUUUGUUUCAAAAUAGAUUCAACUUAACCAAUCCAAACACUUUAAAUAAUAAUAACCAUUGGAUUCAUUUCAAAAAUUUAUUGCAAUUAUUAAUUAAUUAUAAAAACUUAGACCAAAUUGAAAGUUAUUUAUCUUUAUUAGAUUCUUUUCAUGAUAUUCCAAAUAAUAAUAACAAUGUUAUCAAUAACUCAAAUGCUGAUAUUAAUCAUUUAUACAUGAACCCAAACCAAAAUUUUACUUCAUCUUCUCAAAUUCCAACUAGACAACUUCAACCAAAUCAAAUAAAUCAACAAAAUUAUAGAAAUUCAUUUCCAAUUUCAAGAAAUACAAGUAGAAGAGCUUCAAUCGAUCAAAGAGGGCCUAUAUCAAGAGGCAGCAUUGAUUUUGGCAAAAUCAAUAACAAUAAUAAUCAAUUUUUUACUAGAGAUCCCAGUCCUUUAAAUAAUCAAAGAACUGGCUUUUCAAAUUUCAAUUCAAAUUUAAAUUUAAACUCAAAUAUUAAUUUAAGUAAUUUAACUCUAUCUGAAAUUGCUUUAAAUUAUAUUAAAAAAGAGAAUCCAGAACUAAUUAAUGAAAAUGAAAUCAUAAAUCAUCUUUUAUUCAACUUACUUGGCUCCACUUCAGAAUUAUUUCCACUAACCAAAUUUAAAAAUUCUAUUAAUGACGAAUUUUUCUUUAAAAUUAAUAUACCAAAUUUUAUUAAUAAUUCAAAUAGUGGGCUUUUACAUAACAUUUUAGAAGUGGCUUUGAUUCAUUCAAUUUUAAACGAGUCAUUAAAAAUCAAUGAUAAUUUAAUUAACAGUUAUAAUUAUUCACAAAUUAAAAUGAGUUUUUAUUCUCAGUUAUCAAUUAUUUUAAAAAACUAUAUUAAAGUUAUAGAUGACUUGCAAAGAAAAAAUUCUGAUUUUAUUAAUAAUAACAACUCAAUCAAUUCAAAUAAUAAAUUAACUUUGAGAAAAAUAUAUUUAUUUUUAUUUGAUGAAAUUAUUAAAUUUCGAUUUUAUUUACAUUUAAAUGAAAAUUUAAAGCAAUUGAGAGAUUUUGAGUUCUUGAAUUUAAUUUAUAAUUAUACCAAAUUCAACGAUUACUUGAUCCAAAGGAUUUCGAUAGAUUUUUUUAAAGCAUGUUAUCAACCGUAUUUGAAAAUUAUAAUAAAUUGGGUAAUUAGUGGAGAGUUGGUUGAUAAAAAUAAUGAAUUUUUUAUUAAUUUUAUAGAUAUUUAUAAUGAUUUUAAGGAUGGCAAUAGUGUUUUUAAUAUUAGUAAUAUUAAUAAUAGCAUUAAUAUUAAUAAUGUGAUACUUGAUAAAAGUAAAGUACCAAAAGACAUUUUUUCUUUUGAAAUUUGUGAAAAGAUUUAUCAAAUCGGAAAGACGAUAAUUUUUUUAAAAAAGAAUUGUAAAGAGUUGGGAUAUUUGAAGCAAAUAAAUGAGAAAUAUUGCAGGGUCUAUCAACAGUUUUCUAAUGACAAUUUUGAGGUUAAUAAGAAUAAUAACAAUUUAAUGGAGUUUAAAAAAUUUCGAAAGAUUAUUGAAAUUGAGUACAAGGAGAUAUUAAACUAUUUCAAUUUGAUUAUAUUUAAAAAAUUUAAAAUGUUUGAGCAUAUUAAGAAUAUGAAAGAUUUUUUAUUUAUGGGAAAGGGAGAUUUUAUUAAUUUGUUGAUAGAGAAUUCUAUUGGAAUAUUGGAUGAAAGAUCGGAUCGGUUGAGGACGCAUCAAUUAACCAAGAUAUUGAAAAACUCAAUUAAUGAGUCAUCUAUCAAUAAGUAUGGUGAUGAGUAUUUGAAUCGGAUUGAUGCGCGAAUUAUUGAAUUGGAUAAUGGAAAUAAUAUUGGAUGGGAUGUGUUUACAUUGGAUUAUAGGAUAAAUGACAAUCCCAUUAGUUUGAUAUUAAACAGCGGGAAUAGUAAUUUAAAUUUACGGGAGUAUUUGAGAAUGUUUAAUUUUUUAUGGAAGUUGAAAAGAAUAGAUUAUUUGUUAAAUGAGAGUUGGGUUGAGAGCAAUUUGUUGAGAAAAAACCGAAUGUUUAAGCAUGUUGAGAGUUAUAUUUACAAGUUGAUUAAGAAUGGAAGUGAAAAUGGGGGGAUUUUAAAUAAAAACGAUAUGAAUAAAAAAUGGAUGGUUUUUAAGAAUAACAGGUUGAAUAUAAUGAAAAAUGAAGUUUUGAAGUUUUUGAAUAAAAUGAUAAAUUUUUUUCAGUUUAAUAUAAUAGAGGAUAAUUAUUAUAAAUUGAUUUGUUCAUUGGUUAAAAUUGGGGAAGGCAAUGGUGAUAAGAUUGGUAGUAGUAGUGGUGAAGGAAAGAAUUUGAUAAAGAGGUAUAAUCAAGUGAUUUUGCCCAAAAGGAAAUUUAUGGAAGAUAACAAAAGAGAGUUUGAAAAACAUGAAGACGAGAGAUUCGAUAAGUUCAAUUCGAUAAUUCGGAACAAGAGAAAUUACAUCAAGAUGCCUAAAGAAGAAAUGGAGGAGAAUUUGAUAAAGGAGAAUUCUAUUGACGAGUUGGAAAAAAUCUAUUCCAGGUACUUGAUAUCAAUAUCGCGAAAUAAAAUAUUGAGUAAAGAUUCGCUGGAAAGCAAAGUUGGGGAAGUGUCGAAGAAAUUGUUUAUAAAACAGUUCAACCAGUUGAUCAACUUGAUGUACCAGUUUAUAAACUGUUCGAAAGAGUUUAUUGAGUUGACGUUUGAGAUGAUCAAGUUGUUUGAGCUACAGUACGAAAAGGGGACGAGCGAGGGCGACGAAAUGGCGGAUAAGGAGGUGGAGGUGGAAUACAACACUAAUGGCGUUAAGCUCAACAACUACCACAGCAGCACCCAUUCCAACUUGACGUACCACCAUAGCUCUUAUCACUCAUCCUACUAUGAGCCCACUAACAAUCCUUACUUCUAUAACCAACACCAAAACCAGACCCAGACCCAGACCCACAGCCUAAAUCAAAACCUACUUCAGAAUCAGACCCAGCAACAGCAAGGUUACUAUCUCAAUGGCCAAUCUCCCUACUACAGUAGAAGAGCCGAUGUUUAUAUUCCCAGCUCCAGAAAGCAGCCCAAUUCCAGAAAGCCUGAUAUUUAUAUUCCUUCAUCCUCCAAAAACCUGUCCCAGCUGCUCAAACCACAACCAAACCAAUCUCCAUCUUCUUCCUCCAAAGACACCAACAUAUCACCCCAACAAAACGAGCUCUCUGCUAACUCGCCAAUUUUGCUCUCCUCGCCUGCUUCUACGCCUUUGAUAAAGGAUGACUCCAGUUCUCCACACUCAAACAUCACCACUGCUUCCUCUUCCACGACUGCAACUUCUCUGAUUCCCUCACUUUCAACAAAAUCCCUAUCCUCAUCCAAUAACGAUGCUAAUGCUUUUACUAGAACUGAUUCCAACUUUAAUUCUAAUUCUAUCGCUAUCUCUAAUGUCAACAACAACAACAACAACACUAAUACCAAUAUUACCACUGCUAAUUCUAAUCCUAAUUCUACCUCCACUCCCAAUUUUAAUUCCAACUCUAGCUCCAACUCUAGUUCCAACUCUUUGCUUUAUACCUCUUUUUCACACAAACUCACCAUCACAUCCUCAUCUCCUGCCACCCCCUUAUCAGUGACAUCGACUCCAUUCAGCCAUAAUUCAACCUCAAUCUCCAACACAUUGUCAAAAUCACAUUCCCACUCAAAUUCCCACUCAAAUUCCCACUCAAGAUCCCAUUCCCAAUCACAAUCCACUUCAAAUUCAAAUUAUAAUCAAAAUUCGAUCAAAAUUCCAAAAGCUCCAAAAGCAAUGCUGAACGGCAAUUUAAAACCUCAAGUUUUUAGAGUGGAGUUGAAAAAAAAGGAUUCCUCAACAAUUGAUUCAAAUUUUUAUAACGAUUCAAAUAUAACCGAUCAAUACCAUAGACAGGAUUUCAAUUUCAACCUCAUACACUCUCAAAAUAAUCUACCCAAUGAUAACAAAAAACUAAAAAAAAAUUAUAGAGUAACAUUCGAUCCAGAAAUCUACAAAGCUUCCACUUCUUCCCAAACAAAAGAUAUUUCCUCCAGAAAACUUAAACACAAAUACAUAUUCCAAGGUGACAUUAAACUGAAUGAAAGAAUUGAUCCAAGAAAAGACUUGAUUAAAAAAAAAAUCAGCGAAAACUCAAACACCAACGCCUACAUUAAACUAAUAACAAAAAAAUCAAAAAAAAAAAAUUAUUUCAAAUCCUUACAAUUUCCAAUCUAUAACUAUGACCCCAAAACUUCAAUCAACACUCCCCUUUCAAACCAUUUAGUCAUUUGGAACUUUCCUCACAAUUUUAAUCAAAACUUUCUAAGAAACACAUUUCUGAAAUUCGGUACUAUUAUUGAUUUUCAAACGGUAAAAGAUCCCAUUAGUGCCACUCCUGUCUCUGUUGCUCAUUUAAAGUUUGAUAAUGACAGUAAUAAAAAUUUCGUCAAAGGCUACAAAUCUUGCUUAAAUGCCAUAAGAGAAACUCAUAAUAAAUUACCCCUCGAUAAUGUCCUAAUCCAAGUGGGUUUAAAUACUUCAAAAAACAAACUUUUAGAAUCAAGAUCUGCAAUUGCUAUAAAAUACUCUCAGGAAAGAAAAAGACGUCUAGAUCUAGCCAAAAAAAGAGAAAUCGAAAAACUAAAAAAAAAAGAAUUGGAACAGAAUUUCAUUAAAAGAACUAAAAUAUUAGAACAAGAAAAAAAAAGACAGAUGGAAAAAUUGCUUAAAUUAGAAGUUCAAAAAUCAAAAUCUUUGCAUAGAGAUAACCAUGCCAUUCUCAAUUCAACCAUUAAACAAUCAGAACCAUCUUUUUCUAGCGUAUUAAAUUCCAACUCUUUUAAACCUGAAGACGAAACUUUAUCGCUUUUAAAAAAAAAAAUAAAUUCAAUCAAUUCAACCUCAACUCCUAAGACACCUUAUCUCCCAAAGCAUAAUUUAUUAAAAAAUCUAUCUCAAGUCUUAUCUGCUAACACUAAAUCUACAAUUAAUAACAGAGCAUAUAUUCUUAUAAGUACAAAAUUUUUGCCAAUAGAAAAAGUCCCAAUAAAACUAUUUAAAAAAAGACUAUCUUCAUAUAUGUGGGCUAAAAUUUCGGCUGAGCCAAAUAGGUGUUUUGUAAUAAUAUUCAAUGAUCCAAAAGAAGCAGAAAGGUGUUAUAAAAUGGAAAAUGAUAAAAAAUUGACUAGAUAUCGCUUGAAAAUGGAAUUAUAUCUACCAGAAAAAAAGGUUAUAGAAAAUAAAAAAACUCCAUCAGAGCAAACUCAAUUGAGAGAUCCAAUAUCGGAGGCUACUGAUAUAAUACUAAAAGAAUUAUCUGCCACUUUAAUGAAAAAUGUCAGAGAAAGAUUUAUUGCACCAACAAUUUUGGAAUAUUUGAAGGAUGAUAAGUUCAAAUUAAUGGAAGAAGAUUAUAAAAAGGAAAAAAUCGAAUCACAAAAAAAAAGCAAAUUGGAAAAUAAAGACAAAUCUGUAAAAACAACUUUGACCGAGCCCAAAGAUUCAAAGCGAGAUGAAGCAUCUGAAUUUUAUUCAAUUAUUAGUAAAGAAAAGGUUAGAUUGCCUAUUCUUUCAGGCUUUAAAAUGAAAAAAGCACCCACCCAAAAAAUUAAAGUUUUAGAUGAUUCUGAAAAAAGUUUAAAGUUGAAAAAAAAAUUUGAAAAAAACCAAACCAAACCGAAAUAUGAAGAAAUCAUAUCUUUUAAAAAGUCCGAAAAAACUAUAAUUAAAAAGUCCUUUUCCAAAAACGAAGAUGAAUACGACUAUGAAUAUGAAAAAGAAAAAGAAGAAGAAGAGAAAGAGGAAGAUAAUUAUCGCGAAAAUAAAGAUGAAUUAGAUUCUCAAUAUUUCUCUAGUUCAAGAAAUAGUCCUCAACCUGAAAUUUUAAUUUCUGGUAAAAGAAAAAUUGAAGAUUCUCUCAUGAUUCCAAGAAAGAGAAAGAAACUCCAACAGAGAAUAUUUUCUUCAGAUGAUGAAGAAAUUGAGGAAAAAGAAAUCGAAGAUAUAGAAGAGACGGAGAAUAUGGGGGAUAUAAAAAAUGUGGAAAAAAUGAAAAACCAUUUUAGUUCUGUAGAUGAAUUAAAUUUUGAAUCUACUUUAAUUUCAAAAUCUGAUAAAGAGAAGCAAAAAAUAAACGUGCCACCAAAAAAAUCCAAAGCUAAGAGCACUGAGAAAAAGUCAAAGAAAAAUAAGAAAAAGCUUUUAGAUACCAGUGCCCAAUCAGAAUCCAAAAAGACAAUUUUUAAAAAUUCAGCAACUGUUAAAGAAGUUAAAAAAUAUGAGGAACCUUUUGAAGAACCUGAGAUGAUGGAAGUUGAAGAAGAAGUUAAACAUGAGAGUGAAAAUGAAAAUAAAAAUGAAAAUGAGGAGGAAGAACUGUUUAGUGAUUAUGAAGAGAUUUAUAAACCCGAACCAGGACUUGUUCCCAAAACCGUAUUUCCAAAAAUUGAUCUCAAUACACUAAAACCUACUUUGGAAGACUUUUUAUCAGUUAUUGAUAAUGAAGAAGAUGUAGAGUUAUUAAGAGAAGUGUUUAAAAAUGAAAAACCAUCAGAUGAGUAUGACGAUCCUUUAUAUCAUUUUUGGUUAAAAAAAAAGUCUAUUGAAGAUUGUCGAAGUUCCAGUUGUAUUGUUUCACAACUUAAUCCAAAAACUAAAGAAUUUCUUAAAGAACAAGAAUCAGAGAUUGAAAAUAAUCCAGAUUUGUUGAAUGAUUUGGAGAAUGAUUCUGGAUCUAGUCGAAGUCAAGGUUACAGAAAAAUACCCGAUUCACUCAAGUCAUUAUACUUACCUCAUCGUCGUAGAGUUCAUGGAAAUGAUCCCUUGACAACUAUUCAAGGUGAGGAUGGCAACGAGAUUUCACUGAGAAAUAUCCAAAGUUCUAGAGUAAAUAGAGCUAAUAGCAGAAGAUAUGUUGCAGAUGUUACUGCGACAUUUGAAACUGAUAUAUUGAAAUUGAAUCAAUUAAACAAAAGAAAAAAACCUGUUUCAUUUGCAAGAUCAGCUAUUCAUAAUUGGGGUCUUUAUGCAUUAGAGCCUAUAGCUGCUCGGGAGAUGAUUAUUGAGUACGUCGGAGAAAGUAUUCGACAACAGGUUGCAGAUGUACGUGAAAAACAGUAUAUUAAAUCUGGAAUUGGAUCAAGUUAUCUUUUUAGAAUCGAUGAGCAAACAGUGAUUGAUGCUACCAAAAAAGGGGGCAUUGCAAGAUUUAUUAACCAUUGUUGUCAGCCUAGUUGCACUGCUAAAAUCAUCAAAGUUGAUGGUAAAAAGAGAAUUGUGAUAUAUGCAUUGAGAGAUAUUAAGGCCCAUGAGGAAUUGACUUAUGACUAUAAAUUUGAGAGAGAAUUUAAUGAUGAAGAGCGUAUUCAAUGUCUUUGUGGAUCUGAGGGUUGUAAAGGAUUUUUGAAUUAA